AUGGUGAACCCCAACGGUUACAGACGCGGUACUCGAUACAUGUUUGCCCGGAGCUUCCGGAAGCACGGUACCGAGCCCCUAUCUACCUUCUACCGCACAUACAAGCGCGGAGACAUCGUAACCAUCAAGGGUAAUGGUGCUUUCCACAAAGGUAUGCCCUACAAGGUGUACCACGGUAAAACUGGCCGUGUCUUCAACGUAACUGCCCAUGGUCUUGGAGUUGUUGUCAACAAGCGUGUCCGGUAUGUUUUUUAUUGUUUUCGUCGGUUUUUAGGCACACUUGAGUUUGCAGGAUGUUGUUAUAGGUUAAUGGAGCUAUAUUGAUGUAUAUGUUCUUUUGUUGAGUGGCUUCAUCAAUAUUUUACGUGAAUAUUGAUUUAGCUGCUUAGUAAAAAUUUAAAAUGAGGGAGAAUGGAUUAUCUUUUUAAUUAGUAGGCGCAAAAUAUUAUAGUAGAUUAAUUUUUAUAAAAUCUGAGGUAAUAAUAUUGAGUAUAGCAUCAUUAUAGUUACACCUAGUAUUAUUUAGCAUCUAGAUCUCUGUUUUGAAACUAAAAUCUAAAUAAGUUGUGUAAAAUACGGUUGAUCGAACCUUGAGUUGAUACCGACUGUUUUUAGCAACCGCAUCAUCCCAAAGAAGAUCAACGUCCGUGUCGAGCAUGUGAAACCCUCUUCAUCUCGUUCCGAAUUCUUGGAACGUUGCAAAAAGAACGACCAACAGAAACGUGACGUGAAAGAAGGCAAAGCUGAAUGGAGACCACUUAAGAGACAGGUAAGGUUGAUAUUACUUUAUAAACUAGGCUUAUUUAGGGAUGAUUGGAUAAUUAUUUGUUGUUUUUUGUUAUGGUAUUUAUCACAUAAUUCUUGCAAAAUAACAAAAUUUAUACUGAUUAGAACUUUUUUAAGCUUAUUUUUCAUUAAUACCUCCAUGUUUUGGCUUUUAUAUUUUUUCACACCUCUAUCUUCGUUCUAAACGUACUGCCUACAUUCUUAAACUUAUUUUUUUCAGCCCCGUGGCCCUCGUGCUGCUCAUCUCAUCAAGGUGAACAAAUUGAACGCUCCAGAACUUUUGGCUCCAGUCAAAUACGAAAUUGUUGCGUAA
This is a messenger RNA of Bursaphelenchus okinawaensis, 1099 nucleotides long. Lineage: Eukaryota; Metazoa; Nematoda; Chromadorea; Rhabditida; Aphelenchoididae. The record is from the annotation of a GenBank genome assembly.